AAGAGAGACGGACACCUCUCUGGAUUUUCAUUGGAUUUCUCGAGCUGCAGAAGAGAGAGAAAGAAAGAGAGAGAGUGAAAACCAUCACACUCCCACUGUCCCGAAACGCUUGGGGGGGCAUUGUUAAGUCUGAGUGAGUGCGUAGGAUAAGCAGCGUUGGGAUGCGCAGGAUAAGAGUCUGCUUCCUUGUAGCCAUGGCCAACUACUGAUAAUCGACUCUGAGAGUCUCUUGUUUUCCUAGUGGAACUUAGCCGGCCGGGGGGGCUGUCUUGUUUGUGGGAAUGGCGUAUUUUAGCAGUAGGCAUUGCCGGAAGGGGAGGAGGACGAGGGUGGUAGCACUAGCUCUGUUCUUUCUCUACUUCUGCGGUUGUCUCGUGUCGCUAUCUUGCGCUGCUAGGUUGUCGGCCUCCAUGCAAAAGCUUGAGGUGCAGAAACACUUGAAAAGGCUAAACAAAACUCCCGUGAAAACAAUUGAGAGUCCAGAUGGAGAUAUCAUUGACUGUGUACACAUCUCCAAGCAGCCAGCUUUUGAUCACCCGUUCCUAAAAGACCACAAAAUCCAGAUGAGGCCAAGUUACCACCCAGAGGGGCUAUAUGAUGUGAAUAAGGAAUCAAUGGGACCUAAAGAAAGAACAGGCUCUAUUGCUCAGUUGUGGCACAUGAAUGGAAGGUGCCCUGAGGGUACCAUUCCUGUAAGGAGGAUAAAGGAAGAUGAUGUGUUGAGGGCGAGUUCGGUGAAAAGGUAUGGGAAGAAGAAGAGUAGAAGCAUCCCUAAGCCCAUGGGGAGUGAUCCUGACCUCAUUAACCAAAGUGGUCAUCAGCAUGCAAUUGCUUAUGUUGAGGGCGAGAGGUAUUACGGAGCAAAGGCCACUAUUAAUGUUUGGGAGCCACAAGUUCAGCAGCCAAACGAGUUCAGCUUGUCUCAGCUCUGGAUACUAGCUGGUUCUUUUGGGGAAGACCUUAACAGCAUUGAAGCUGGAUGGCAGGUGAGCCCGGACCUCUAUGGUGACAAUAACACAAGGCUGUUUACUUACUGGACAAGUGAUGCAUAUCAGGCCACAGGUUGCUACAACCUCCUUUGUUCUGGCUUUAUUCAGACUAACAGUGAAAUUGCAAUGGGUGCAAGCAUCUCUCCUGUUUCUGACGAUCAAAACUCCCAGUACGAUAUCAAUAUUCUUAUCUGGAAGGAUCCAAAAGGAGGGAACUGGUGGAUGCAAUUUGGGAAUGACUACGUUUUGGGUUACUGGCCAUCGUUCUUGUUCUCGUAUUUAGGAGACAGUGCAUCCAUGAUCGAGUGGGGCGGGGAAGUGGUGAACACGGAGGCGGAUGGCAAGCACACGUCCACCCAAAUGGGGAGCGGCCAUUUCCCGGAAGAAGGGUUUGGGAAGGCGGGUUACUUUCGGAACAUCCAAGUUGUUGAUAGCUCCAACAAUCUCAAGUCCCCUAAAGGCUUAGGCACAUACACAGAGCAGUCCAACUGCUAUGAUGUCCAAACAGGCAGUAAUGGGGAUUGGGGUCAUUACUUCUAUUUUGGAGGCCCUGGUAGAAACCCUAAUUGCCCAUGAAGCUAAAAAGUAAAAAGGAAUUGUCAUCAUAUCUGUAUAACUCAUUCAAUGCACCAAGCACAGUCUAAAUGUCUAAUGCCUCCUCUAGUCUCUACCAUCUUCUGUGUUAGUUUUAUAUACUAUUACUAGGUUAAGUUAGUAGAAAAUGUCAACUUUUUUUUCUAGAGCUUAGUUUUGACCACCCUUCUUAUAUAGCCUUUUAUUUAAUUAUUUUUUUUUU
This is a messenger RNA of Ipomoea triloba (trilobed morning glory), 1785 nucleotides long. RefSeq lists its product as uncharacterized. Lineage: Eukaryota; Viridiplantae; Streptophyta; Magnoliopsida; Solanales; Convolvulaceae. The record is from RefSeq and is a predicted model, not a curated record. The transcript has 8 exons. Bases 282 to 1565 code for a protein of 427 amino acids.